Molecule: messenger RNA, 705 nt
Organism: Puccinia graminis f. sp. tritici CRL 75-36-700-3
Lineage: Eukaryota; Fungi; Basidiomycota; Pucciniomycetes; Pucciniales; Pucciniaceae
Product: mitochondrial 54S ribosomal protein YmL47
Exons: 2
Coding region: 1-705 (234 amino acids)
Biological process (GO): mitochondrial translation
Cellular component (GO): ribosome; mitochondrial large ribosomal subunit
Molecular function (GO): structural constituent of ribosome; rRNA binding
Source: RefSeq, a predicted model, not a curated record
AUGUUGUUCAACUUCAGAACGAACAACACACCCCUCCAGAUCGCAAGAAGAAAGAACCCGAUAUUCAAUCCACAACAACAGCAACGAAACAGAUCCGAUCUAGCACCCAAGAAAUUCAGAUAUCGCAAGGCAUUCAAGGGAUCAACACCCAUCAGAACCGGGGGCUCAACAGUAGCCACCACGCUCGAACACGGCCAGUUCGGAUUGAGAGUACUCGAACCAUGUCGACUGAGUGCCAAGACACUCCAAUCCUGCGAAACGGCCAUCAAGCGAGCCAUCAAACCGACCAAGGGGGCCCAAUGCUAUCUCAGAGUCUUCCCGGACCUGCCCGUCUGCGUCAAAGGGAACGAGACUAGGAUGGGCAAAGGGAAAGGUCCAUUCGAAUAUUGGGCUUGCAGAGCCCCAGUUGGUCGAGUCCUAUUCGAAGUGGGUGGGGGCGGAAUCCAGAAGGAGAUGGCAUUCGCUGCACUACAACACGCCAAGCCGAGACUGCCGGUGAAAUCCGAGUUCAUUCACCUCGGCUCCAAGGCUAGAUUGGGUGGGAUCUUGGUCGAGAAACCGAUGGACACCAAGAAACGAAUCAGACUAUCCUCAUCCUCUUCCUCCUCUAGUGCUCUUAAUAAUAGUCCUACUGCGAUCAUCUCCAAGUUGUUGGAUCAAGUCAGACUUAGUAGAUCUUCUUCUUCUCUUACUAAACUUCAGUAA